Kwoniella shivajii is the source of this 1167-nucleotide messenger RNA. RefSeq lists its product as uncharacterized. Gene Ontology annotation, biological process: adenine nucleotide transport; transmembrane transport. Lineage: Eukaryota; Fungi; Basidiomycota; Tremellomycetes; Tremellales; Cryptococcaceae. The record is from RefSeq and is a predicted model, not a curated record. Gene Ontology annotation, molecular function: nucleotide transmembrane transporter activity. Bases 1 to 1167 code for a protein of 388 amino acids. The transcript has 10 exons.
AUGCCUACCGUUUCGAAUACAUCAUCAACAUCGACCUCACCUCCAACAAGUCACCACCACCACCUUCGCGCUGAUGCAGGUGCGGAUAUAGCCAUAGGAGCUGCAACGUCAACGUUCGAGAUAUCAGAAGAAGACCUGGAUCAUUCCGAGUCGACCAGCUUUGGUACGAGGUUAAAAGAAGUCAUGUCGGAUAAUUCAGCUGUGAUAAAUACCUUCAUAGCCGGAGGCUUGGCAGGUGCGGCGAGUCGAACAGUUGUCAGUCCGCUGGAAAGGUUGAAGAUCAUUCUCCAAGUACAAGCUAGUUCGUCAUCACUUACGAGCUCAGGACAGGCUUAUGGCGGAGUAUGGGAGAGUUUAGGGAGGAUGUGGAAGAACGAAGGAUGGAGGGGUUUUAUGAAGGGUAAUGGGAUAAAUGUCGUUCGGAUACUACCGUACUCGGCUCUCCAAUUCACUUCAUAUGGUGCGUUCAAAAGCAUACUAGGUACAUGGUCGGGCGAAACUACCUUGUCAACGCCAUUGCGGUUGACCGCAGGAGCUGGCGCGGGUAUAUUAGCUGUUGCCGCGACAUACCCUUUGGAUCUCGUUCGAGCCAGACUAUCAGUGGCUACUUCUGGAAUGGCAAUCAAAUCGGUUUCCGGGGGAUUUUCAGCUGAAGACGCAAAGUUGGGCAUGGUGGGAAUGACCAAGAAGGUGUAUCAUACAGAAGGGGGAGUGAGGGGCUUAUAUCGCGGAUGCUGGGCUACAGCUGUGGGAGUUGCUCCUUACGUGUCGUUGAACUUCUACAUAUACGAAUCUCUCAAAACAUCAAUACUCCCUUCCUCCUUAUCGUCGUCAAUAUCAGAACCAGAAUUGAUCCUUCGUAAACUCUCUUGUGGAGCGUUAGCUGGAGCGACAUCGUUGAUAUUCACCCACCCAUUUGAUGUCAUAAGGAGAAAGUUACAGGUAGCUGGAAUGGCAAGCAUGUCACCACAGUAUAACGGUGCGAUAGAUGCUAUCAAGUGGAUUAUAAAGACGGAAGGGUUUUGGAAGGGCAUGUAUCGGGGAUUAGUACCCAAUCUCAUCAAAGUAACACCAUCUAUAGCUGUAUCAUUCUACACAUUCGAAACUGUCAGAGAUUUAUUGGCUGCCAUGGGAGAAGAUGAUGAAGAAGAGGAAAAAAUUGUAUGA